Messenger RNA from Boeremia exigua, 1970 nucleotides. RefSeq names its product amino acid/polyamine transporter I. NCBI's taxonomy places the organism in Eukaryota, Fungi, Ascomycota, Dothideomycetes, Pleosporales, Didymellaceae. Gene Ontology annotation, biological process: transmembrane transport. Gene Ontology annotation, cellular component: membrane. The coding region runs from base 143 to 1753 and encodes 536 amino acids. Gene Ontology annotation, molecular function: transmembrane transporter activity. The record is from RefSeq and is a predicted model, not a curated record. The transcript has 5 exons.
UAGAUGAUCACUUGCUGACCCGCCAGCUGCACUCACACCCUUCGUGCUACCCACGCUCACUACCUCCCCACGUUCUCCUGUUCCCCUUCGCACAGCUUCACUGGCCCUCGCGUUUUAGCAGCCCUGCGCUAACGGGUGCACAAUGGCGUCCACACCCUCUGUCAAGGGUGCCGAUGUUGAGAUGACAGCUUUUCCUAGCACCUCGUCUACAGAACAGAAAGAUGAGCUCGCGCUUGCUAGACUGGGAAAGAAAGCAGUGUUGAAGAGACGAUUUGGGUUUCUCUCUAUCCUGGGCUUCAGCUGCACCGUAUUGAUCACAUGGGAAGCUUCUUUAGUACUAUUCCUCGUUGGUUUCCAGAAUGGCGGCCCAGCUGGAGUCAUCUACGGCUAUCUCGUCGUCUGGUUCGGUACAGUAUCCGUAUUCACGGUCCUCUCGGAGCUGGUCUCAAUCGCACCCACUUCAGGUGGUCAGUAUCACUGGGUUGCGAUGCUGUCACCGCCACGCCUGUCCCGGCUUCUCAGCUACAUAUCCGGGUGGCUCACACUGUGCGGCUGGCUGGCUUCGCUCGGCUCCGGCUGCUUCCUGACAGGCGGCUUGAUCCAGGGACUGCUGAUCCUAUGUCAACCUGACACCUACGUUCCACAGAACUGGCACGUGACGAUGCUGUAUUGGGCGGUUAUCUUGUUCUGCGUCUUCAUCAAUGUAGCUGCAGGAUGGCUUCUGCCGAAGUUUGAAGGUGCCUUACUGGUCUUGCAUAUCCUCGGGUUCUUCGCCAUUCUCAUUCCUCUUUUGAUACUGGGUCCGCAGGGCGACGCUAGAUCGAUCUUCACUACGUUCGUGAAUAUGGGCGGUUGGGACUCUCAGGGGCUGUCGUUCUGCAUCGGGAUUAUGGGGAGCGUAUUUGCCUUCGUUGGAGGAGACGGGCCGAUCCAUCUGUCAGAAGAGAUUCACAACGCUCAAGUGGUCGUUCCCCGAUCAAUCAUGACAGGUAUUGCGAUCAACGGAUCUCUGGGGUUCGUUAUGGUGGUCACUGUCCUCCUCCGUUUGGGCGACAUGGAUACCGUCCUAGCAGAAAACCCAGCAUUCCCAUUCAUGGCCAUCUUCCACCAGGCCGUGCAGUCGCGCGCCGGUGCUGCAGUGAUGGCAUCUAUCGUCAUGGUACUUACCAUCAGCGCCAACGUCGGCUUCUCGGCUUCAACCUCGCGCAUCUGCUGGGCCUUUGCACGAGACAAGGGCCUCCCCGGAUGGCGCCAGCUCAGCAAAAUCAGUGACAGAACCUCCAUCCCCGUCAAUGCCGUCGCCUUCACCAGCCUCAUCGCCAGCAUCCUCGCCCUUGUCAACAUCGGCUCCACCACCGCCUUCAACGGCAUCAUCUCCGUCUCUAUCGCCGGCCUCUUCGCCUCCUACCUACUCACUGCUUGUCUACUACUCUACCGCCGCUGCACUGGCGCGAUUCUACCCAACGCCACGCUCGACGCCUCGCCCUCCGUCACACCCGACGGUAUGGUGCGCGCCGUGUGGGGCCCGUGGCGGAUCCCCGGCGCGCUGGGCGUCGCAAACAACGCGUUUGCGUGCGCGUAUCUGGCGUUCGUUUUCUUCUUUAGCUUUUGGCCAUCGUUCAAAGAUGUCACGCCCGCUACGAUGAAUUGGUCGGUGUUGGUUACAGGGACUGUGGCGCUGUUGAGCGCGGUGUAUUACCUGGUGUGGGCACGGAAGACGUAUCAUGGACCUGUUGUGGACGUGAGUCUGUGAGCGGGCGGGCGUGUGUUUGUCAGGCUGUUCUUGGGCGUGGGGAAAAAUGUAUAGCUAGAUUGCGGAUUGUAAACUCAAAAGUAGGCUCCUUCACGAAGCACCACUCGACCCCGCACGUCUGCAUCGUGACCUCAAGCAUGUCGACGGGGCUUUACGUAAAUCACGGCCUGCAGCAAGCGCUUAUCACAGUUGCUGAUGGCGUUGAAAUCUCUUCGCC